Anoplopoma fimbria (sablefish) is the source of this 1979-nucleotide messenger RNA. RefSeq names its product KRR1 small subunit processome component homolog (gene krr1). The transcript has 10 exons. The record is from RefSeq and is a predicted model, not a curated record. The coding region runs from base 103 to 1254 and encodes 383 amino acids. Gene Ontology annotation, cellular component: small-subunit processome; nucleolus. NCBI's taxonomy places the organism in Eukaryota, Metazoa, Chordata, Actinopteri, Perciformes, Anoplopomatidae. Gene Ontology annotation, molecular function: RNA binding.
GGCUUAGCCACCUCCAGAAGAUGGCAGUAAUGCCACACCAAGGAUGCAAGCUGCCGUUAAACCCCAACGAAGAAGAAGAAGCCGGAACCUCCUCCAACAAAGAUGGCGUCCUCCACGACGGGAGACGGCGUGAGUGAUGCACAAACAGGGAGGAAAAAAUCAACUAAACACCAAGUGGAUGAAGCCGAACUCCUAACUGUUCCCGAUGGAUGGAAAGAGGCGGCUUUCACCAAAGACGACAACCCCCGGGGUCUGACGGAGGAGAGCAGCUUUGCCACCCUCUUUCCCAAAUAUAGAGAAGCCUACCUGAAAGAGUGCUGGCCGCUUGUGGAGAAGGCCUUAGGAGAGUCACACAUCAAAACCACUCUGGACCUGAUUGAGGGAAGUAUCACAGUUUGCACCACUAAGAAAACGUAUGACCCUUACGCCAUCUUGAGAGCCAGAGAUCUCAUCAAGCUGCUGGCCAGGAGUGUCCCAUUCGAACAGGCUGUGCGGAUAUUACAAGAUGACAUGGCGUGUGACAUCAUCAAAAUCGGGACCCUGGUGAGGAACAGAGAGCGGUUUGUGAAACGAAGACAGCGGUUGAUUGGCCCCAAGGGCUCCACCCUAAAAGCAUUAGAGUUGUUGACCAACUGCUAUGUGAUGGUGCAGGGCAACACGGUGUCGGCCCUGGGGCCUUUCAACGGCCUGAAGGAGGUACGCAAAGUGGUGAUGGACACGAUGAGGAACAUUCACCCUAUCUACAACAUCAAGACACUGAUGAUCAAACAGGAGCUGUCCAAAGACCCUGACCUGCGGAUGCAGAGCUGGGAGCGCUUCCUGCCCAAGUUCCGCCACAAGAACCUGGCCAAGCGCAGGGAGCCCAAGAAGAAGAGCACGAAGAAGGAGUACACUCCAUUCCCUCCGUCACAGCCGGAGAGCACGGUGGACAAGGAGCUGGCCACAGGAGAAUUCUUCCUGCGUGAAAGUGUGAAAAAGAGGAAGAAGAUGGAGGAGAUCAAGGUGAAACAAGCAGAAGCGCUGACCAAGAAGCAGGAAGAGCGGAACAAAGCUUUCAUUCCUCCUAAAGAGAAGCCUUUAAUGAAGAAAACCAACAAAGCUCCUACAGAAGGCAAGCUGGACAUCGAAGCCAUUAAGGAGAAAGUGAGAAAAGCCAAAACCAAGAAACUGGGGGCUCCUCCAGUAAACCCAGCCCCCCCCACCGGCAGCACCACAGGCAAAAAGAAAAAGAGCAAAACAAAAAACAAAGGCUAACCACAGACUUACACCAUGGUAGUUGUGUUGUGUACCAUGUGACAUGGUAUUUGUUUGGUAGUCCUGUUGGACAGAUCAAGGACUCGGUCAGGAUCCAGGAAGGUGCAACAUCAGACAUACAGUGUGUGUGGAUGAAAAUUAAUUCCAUCACAAACUGUCCUGGAGGUUUCUAUAAAACUACUUUUGUUGAGGAUUUCCUGUUCAUGUAACCUGUAUAAUCCUCUAUCUGGAAACCAGUAGUACACCAGCAAGUGAUGUCAUACAUUGUCUUCAUGUCCGUUUCAUUUGUCUUCCACUAACUAUAGUCCAGAUUUUGUAUGGUCAGUAUUUAUAGGUUUUCAAAGGAUGUUUUUGUCCUUUCCAAGGCUGAUGUGUGUCCAGGAAGAAGCCGACUCAAUCGGAUGGAAAUGCGAAAUUAAAGACAGAUUUUUAACAAGCUGUAUUUUAAGUUUGCUUUAAUUCCUUUAAAUCAUGACAAACUUAUGGUAGAAGAACUGUUUAGGGGACUUGAUACAGGAUUAUAGGAGAGUCCACAAUCAUCGGUGUUCCAAAUCUAUUCCAUUGCAGAGCUGUAUCUUUUUUUUUCAGAUUUAAGGAAUUAUUCAUUGUUUAUUUUGUCAUUGUGGGGGCAAUUUAGCAAGCUGUAAACACGGACAUUAUUGCCUCAUAAACAUUUUAGCUAACAGCUAAAUGUCCAACUUUCACUCUUCUUUUGGCUCUUUUUU